CUCACUCCGGCCCAGGCGAGCGGGCUCUUGAGCCGAGUCAGCUGUGGGAGCGGAGCAGGCGGCGCUUGCCACCAUCUUUGGCGGAGAGGGGCUGCGGUCGCGCGGGGGUCCGGCACACAGACAUCUGACAUAGUUAUACCAGUAGUGUUACAGAGAACACUUUGAUGCCACGACAGUAGCAUAUCCAGAAACAUCACAAACCCAAAAUAUGAUCCUUGAGAUAUGUCUGUCAGUUCAAGAGAGCCAGCCUUCUACACACACUGCUGACUUUCUUAAGUGAAGGAUGUGGGGAAUACUUUGAUUGUGGAACAGGAGGCAGCCUUCACCUUAACAUGAUGCCAUGAAACUUGUCAGAGUCCAGCUAUUAUUUUAACUUUAAAAGGUUACUGAGCAGAUUACAAAUGGUGUGGAUUUUUAUCAUGAACCGGAUGAACCCACAGAGCAGUUCUCCCAGUCAGCGUAGGCGCAUGGCUCUUGGAAUUGUCAUUCUUCUCCUUGUUGAUGUGAUAUGGGUUGCUUCUUCUGAACUCACUUCGUAUGUUUUCACUGUGUACAAUAAGCCGUUCUUCAGUACAUUUGCAAAAACAUCCAUGUUUGUUCUUUACCUCUUGGGAUUUAUUGUUUGGAAACCUUGGAGGCAGCAGUGCACACGUGGCCUUCGCGGCAAACAUGCGGCUUUUUUUGCAGAUGCUGAAGGCUAUUUUGCAGCCUGUACAACUGACAAUACUGUAAAUAGUUCUUUGAGUGAACCAUUAUACGUUCCUGUAAAGUUUCAUGACUUGCCAAGUGAAAAAUGUAGCAACACUAACAGUGACACUGAAAAAACUCCCAAAAAGCCUCGUGUAAGGUUCAGUAAUAUUAUGGAGAUUCGACAACUCCCAUCAAGCCAUGCAUUGGAAGCAAAGCUGUCUCGUAUGUCUUAUCCAACAGUUAAGGAACAGGAUUCAAUAUUAAAAGCUGUAGGGAAGCUUACCGCAUCUCAAGUAGCCAAAAUCAGCUUUUUCUUUUGCUUUGUGUGGUUCUUGGCAAACUUCUCUUAUCAAGAAGCGCUUUCGGACACCCAAGUGGCCAUCGUUAAUAUUCUGUCUUCAACAUCUGGAUUAUUUACCUUAAUCCUAGCUGCAGUGUUUCCAAGUAACAGUGGUGAUAGGUUUACCCUUUCAAAAUUGUUAGCUGUCAUUUUAAGCAUUGGAGGCGUUGUCCUUGUGAAUCUGUCUGGGUCUGAGAAAUCUGCUGGAAGAGAUACAAUAGGGUCCUUGUGGUCUCUUGUGGGAGCUAUGCUUUAUGCAAUCUACAUAGUCAUGAUAAAACGAAAAGUAGACAGAGAAGACAAACUUGAUAUACCAAUGUUUUUUGGUUUUGUUGGUUUGUUUAAUUUGCUGCUGCUUUGGCCAGGUUUCUUUUUACUCCAUUAUACUGGAUUUGAGAACUUUGAAUUUCCCAGUAAAUUAGUCCUUAUGUGCAUUGUCAUCAAUGGCCUUGUUGGAACCGUGCUGUCUGAAUUUCUCUGGCUGUGGGGCUGUUUUCUUACCUCAUCACUGAUAGGCACACUUGCUCUGAGCCUUACAAUACCUCUGUCCAUAAUAGCCGAUAUGUGCAUGCAAAAGGUCCAAUUUUCUUGGUUAUUUUUUGCCGGGGCAAUCCCUGUAUUCUUUUCAUUUUUCAUUGCAACUCUCUUAUGUCACUACAACAACUGGGAUCCAGUGAUGGUGGGAAUUAGAAGAGUUUUUGUAUUCAUUUGCAGAAAACACCGUAUUCAGAGAACAUCUGACGAAAGUGAGCAAUGUGAAAGUCUCAUUGCCAUGCACAGUGUUUCGCAAGAAGAUGGAGAAAAUGGCUGUUCUUAGGCAACAGCGCAAGAUGGAAAAAUAACUCAGCGAAGAGACAAUCUCCUGGAAAGUCCUUAUGGAAUCAUGUUUCAGUGCCUCUUCUGAAUCGUUAAUUGUUUCAGUUCUUUUGAAACUUAAAAAUACACUCUCACUUUCUCAGUUCCAAUCUUGAAUCGGUUUUAUUAAAGAGCUACUUUACUACAAGAAAUCCCAGUCCUUCUAAGAAACCAACCUGCCUUAUAGAACUCAGUUGGUGAAAUUACUUGAUACAAUCAAUGAAGUGAAUGCUGAUCUAGUGGUUUUUUUGUUUUUUUUUAAGCUUUCAUAUUUUCUUAAGUGCUGGAUGACAUUUUUACAAAUACUUUUCAAAUUCUGUAAAAAGUCUGUGUGAAUCAUAAUUUUGUAUAAACUUUCAAAUGUAAAAGUAAAAUACGGCAGUUACCUGUAAUAGGUACUGAUUACCCUUGUAUGAUGCUUAAGCUCUACUUGAAUAACAACAAAAGAGCAGAAAAUUAUUUAAUUUAUUGAAUAACUUCAUUAUUUCAGAAGCUAUUAUGGCUACUCAAUACUAUAUAAUAUGCCAUCUUAUCUAUAUGAAAGACCUUGAAAGAGUUUGGGUGCCUUGUGUUUUAAAUAUCUGUGUCCUAAUUCAAAUUUUUGAAGAACUCUUAAUGUAAAAGUAUAACUUAACAUCAGAAUCCUUAUAAAUAUGAACUACAAAAACUGAUCUAAAGAAUCUUCUAAAGAAUUCAAUUCCUGUUGUUUCAACGAAAGUUGUAAAAUGUAUCAAACCAAAUAUAGAAGCUGAAAACAAUAGAGUGCUCUGAAUUCAAUGAUGGAGAAGAAAAAAAGUUUCUAAACUUUUGUACACAAUUUCUCAUUGAAGUCAAUAUAUUUUCCCUAUCAGGACUAGCGUUAUGGAUGUGACCAAGAAAAAGGAGGUGCUUAAUUUCCUCCCUCCCUCUUUGUUCUCAAAGCUGCUUUCCCAUCUGAGGAGGAAAAAACACAGGAUCUUAUUUUUUAAAACCAAAAGGAUUGAUCGUAGAAUGUCUGUCACAUGUAAUUGUGGACUAGAGAAUAACACAUGUAUGUACGGAGCUUGCGAUGCAAGGCUUUCCUCCUCCGACAAAGGUCCCCUGGCUGCAUGGAAGUAAUAUGUUGCAGUGGUGCAUGUUUUUUUUUUACAAGUUAAACUCAUUCUACACUAUGUGGAAUGGGUUCUGGUUUACAGAGAAUUCUAAUACAUGUGAAGAGUGCAUAUAAGUUAUCAGUCUUCAGUAAGACAGAAGGCAGAGGGCUCAAAUGGUGGGGAAAGACUUGGAUCUAGAAAUUUGCUAGCAGAAAUUCUGCUAUUGGUGCUGUUCCAUCAACUAUAGCCAGCUGAAGGCAUUGUGUGAACUUGAAAUGGAAGCUUAUCUGGAUCUCACUAAGUCAGGAAAGGGCACCUCUGGAUCCCACCUUGACAUUGCAACCCUGUAGACACUUACUUGGAAGUUAGCCCCGUUGACUACAAGGGGAAUUGCUUCUGAGUGAACACCUGGAAGAUGCAUUGCAUAUAUAAACCGAUAGUGCUACAACAGUACUGUGCAACCCAGUAAAUAUUUUCAGAAUAAUUAAACAAUGGAUUUCAUUUACUAAUUUAAGAGUAUUGGCUGUUUUAAACACACACACACACACACACACGACAGCACAUUAAUUUCAAUGUGUCUAUUUAAUGCCUUUGUUGGAUACCCACUUCCUAGUUUCUAAACUUUGAAGAAGUACCUAUGAGCCUACAUGCUCUAAACUACAUGCUCUAAAAUACAAGUUGUGGUUCAAAUCCUCCCUAUACCUCUACUUUCAAUGGCAUUGUAAACUUGUACAUUCCACUCUUAGAAUACAGUAGAAUGUAGCUUGGAUCCUGAGUUGCCCUUCCACAAAAGGAAGGGACUGCUUGCUAGUGGAAGGGGGGAGCUGGUUUUUGCAGUUCCUCCAUAGGCCCCACUGGCAGGUCACAUGCUGGUCUGGGUGAUCUUCCUACCAUCAAGUGUAAAUUUGAAGGAGAAAUUCAUGAAAAUUUGUGCUCUCCUUCAAUGGGCAGGAGCAUCCCCUGAGCAGAGUUCUGCUCAUCGGGAACUUAGGCCAACAUUUUUAGGAGAGAAAUCGUCAAGGCUAGUAGUGCCCAUACAAAGAAGAUGAGAACAAACAAAAUUGUGUCAGUUAAGAAAGCACCUUGACUAAACACUUCAUCCCUUAGUUAAGUAAACUAUUUUUUUCAGAAUCCGUAUGUAUUCCUACUUAUGACUGGCAACCAUAGAUCAUGUAUAACCUUCCAUACCUGCACAGUAUGUAGGUUGCUCUCAGUCAUUGUCAACUAUUGAGAGGAUUGUAAGCUGUUUUGUGUCCAUUUGAUUUCUUGACCACCAACUUGAAUUGAUUUGUGACUUGACCUUGCAUAAAGUUUAGAUCAUUGGCAGGAGCAAGACUUAUCUCCAAUAAGAUUACAUUGCUUUAGGAAGGCGAAAGAUUAUGGGCUUAAGUCUGUCUGGAAAUGGAAAAACAAACUAUUAGUGCAUCAGGCAGUAGAGAAAGUAAGCAACAGUAAUGAUUUGCUUCAUUAAUGUUCUACUCUUUGAGAGUGUCAGUCAAGCUUGGUUAGUAAAAAUUGACCACUAAAUUAUGUUUUUAUAGCUACUGGAGCAGUAAUUUGGUGGCUUAUACAGUAAUGUGCCUCCUGUGGCCAAUUCUGCUUUCAGAUAUGAGUUGCAAUGUUUAUGGCAGAGAGGCGAGUGCCAUUUCUACAUUCAUGGCAACCUCCCCUCCCCCCCCCAGUAUUUACCUGGAACAAUUAUCAGGAAGCCAUCCUAACCUUUACCUUACAUAAUCUGUCUUUAAAAUACCUUGAUGGAAGAGUGUGUUUUUAAAAUAAUAAUAAAAAAUUGUGAAGAUAUGAUAAAUAUAAUGCACACUUUAUUUCAACAUUUCCUAUAUAUCCAGCAAUACCACUAGGUGAUAGACGUGUGGUUUAUCCUCUCUGGGCCUAGCAUCCUCUCAUUACAUUGUUUGUUUGUUUAAAUGUGCUCAGAAAAGCUAGUGUGCGAGCAAAACUAUUAACCAUUUGGAUUGUUUUUCUUACUAUUCUUUUAGCAGUUGGGAGUACAUUAUAAAGUGAAAUCUCUGAAAACUGUCAACAGUGAUUUUAAGGUUUUAAAAUGUAUGAGUUACAGUACAUACAUAUUAUAUAUGGCAUUGGACCUGCAUUUAAUAAACUAUAAUGAUAUUUUUCUACACUCAA
Molecule: messenger RNA, 5103 nt
Organism: Podarcis muralis (Common wall lizard)
Lineage: Eukaryota; Metazoa; Chordata; Lepidosauria; Squamata; Lacertidae
Gene: SLC35F5
Product: solute carrier family 35 member F5
Cellular component (GO): membrane
Source: RefSeq, a predicted model, not a curated record